Molecule: messenger RNA, 2428 nt
Organism: Dryobates pubescens (Downy woodpecker)
Lineage: Eukaryota; Metazoa; Chordata; Aves; Piciformes; Picidae
Gene: HTR1F
Product: 5-hydroxytryptamine receptor 1F
Exons: 4
Coding region: 544-1644 (366 amino acids)
Biological process (GO): adenylate cyclase-activating adrenergic receptor signaling pathway
Cellular component (GO): plasma membrane
Molecular function (GO): G protein-coupled serotonin receptor activity
Source: RefSeq, a predicted model, not a curated record
CCUGAGGGCGGAGGACCGGUCGGGGCGGCGCCGGAGUUUUCCCGGCUGGCUGGUGUCUCCCUCCUUUCCUCCAUCCUUCCUUCCUUCCUUCCUUGCCCUCAUCGCGUUUUCUUCUUAUUUUUCAUUCUUGGUGGAGGGAGCGGUGGCUGCGGAGGGAAGCGCUUUGCUCUCCGCGCCCCGGGACCGGCGCCUACCGCGGUGCGGAUGUGUGUGGAAGAGUCCUCGCGAAAACAGCUCCCGACGUUUCCCCCCAAAAAACCCAAACCCAAACAACCCACCCACUUGGAUAAUUAAAACGGUUUUUGGCAGUAUCCUGUGUUGCCAGGGGUGAUUCAAUUCAUACUUCCAGUCCAAUCCCCAGGAUUCCUGGCACAGAGUCAGAUUUUCCAAGGCUAUUCCAAAUGUGGCAGAUGAACCCCUUCUGCAGAGGAAGAACACAUCAAUGCAUCGACUUUGCUCUUCCAACAGAAGCUUCCAAGACCAGUUAUCCCUCAAAGCUGUCCCGGUAAUUGCUACUGGUGAAGAUCACCUUUAGAAGAGAACAUGGAUUUAAUCAACUCAACUGAACAAAACAGUACAUCAGAAGAACUAUUCAAAUGGGUAACAUCCAAGAUUCUCAUUUCCAUUACGCUAUCUGCGCUUGCACUAAUGACAACAGCCAUCAACUCUCUAGUGAUGACCGCAAUAAUUGUGACGCGAAAGCUCCACCACCCUGCCAACUACCUAAUCUGCUCCCUUGCAGUGACUGAUUUUCUUGUGGCAGUCCUAGUGAUGCCCUUCAGCAUUGUCUACAUUGUAAAGGAGACAUGGAUCAUGGGGCAAGUCGUGUGUGACAUUUGGCUGAGCGUGGACAUUACGUGCUGCACGUGUUCCAUCUUGCAUCUCUCUGCCAUUGCUCUGGAUCGGUACAGAGCAAUCACAGAUGCUGUGGAAUAUGCAAGGAAAAGGACACCUAAGCAUGCUGGCAUCAUGAUUGCAGUGGUAUGGAUCAUAUCCAUUUUUAUCUCCAUGCCGCCUUUGUUUUGGCGGCACCAGACAACCAGCAGGGAUGACGAAUGCAUCAUCAAACACGACCACAUCGUUUCUACCAUUUACUCCACAUUUGGCGCCUUCUAUAUCCCUCUGGCCUUGAUUCUGAUCCUUUACUACAAGAUAUACAAGGCAGCAAAGACAUUUCACAGGAGAAGCAUCAGCCGGAUUGUAAGGGAGGAGGUAAAUGGACAAGUCCUCUUGGAUGCGGGUGAAAGAAGCACCAAAUCGGCUUCAAUGCCCAGCACUGCAGAGAAAACAUCAGAUGCCCUGGUGGACUGCGAUAAAGUCAAUAUCAGCCUAAAAAGCCCCAGGUCUGAAUCUAAACACGAGAAGUCCUGGAAAAGACAGAGAAUCUCUAGCACAAGAGAGCGAAAGGCAGCAACCACGCUGGGUCUGAUCCUGGGGGCGUUUGUGAUCUGUUGGCUCCCCUUUUUCGUGAAAGAAGUAGUUGUUAACACCUGUGAAAGAUGUCACAUCUCAGAAGACAUGUCUAAUUUCCUAGCGUGGCUGGGGUAUAUAAAUUCCCUUAUUAACCCUCUAAUAUACACAAUCUUUAAUGAAGAUUUCAAGAAAGCCUUCCAGAAGCUAGUGCACUGUAGGCAAUAUCUUUAAGAGCUUAUCUUCAUAUAAGGAGAACAAACAUAUUAAUUGGUUUUUAACUUGUAUAAAUUUAUAUACCUGAGAUGAUAUUUGUUGUAUUUAAGGAAAAGCACCAAGACUCUGCAUUUACAUUAUGACUUUGUUGUUGUUGUUGUUAUCAGUAGUAGUGGGAGCAUAAAAUGCCCAAGUUUCAAAGAGAUGGAUCAUCUGGGAUCAGUUUUGCUCUGGAAAAAAGAGGUAGCAUAUUGUGGCUCUAAUCCAGUCAGGAUUUGCACAGCUGUCUAGCUUGAAGCAUAAGGUAUUACCUUAAAUAUGAGGGAAAUACACAUUUGAAGUAGACAAAGAAAGACAAUGUUUUAAAAAUCACUUUCAGUUAUCAAUGAAAUCUUAAGUAAAACAACACACGGGUUUGAAACCCUCGUCACAAAUAAGGAGAUAGAAAAUAAACGCUGGAAUUAAGAUACGAUUUCAUGACUUUGGCACAGGCCUGCAGCACAGAGCCAAACCAUUCCCAGUAACAGGUAGUAGCUUGAAACAUAUCUAGCAUCAUCUUAUGUUGAUUAGCUGAGCGCAGAUGCAGCCCUGCCUUUUCCCACAGAUGAAGGACUUCCCUGUAUUACACCCUCACAGUACUGCAGCAGCAGGCAAAGUGCUUUCAAGUCUUUUCUCAACCACCUCAAGCAACAGGGCUGUGAAGCCUCCAACAAAGCAUGUGAGAAAGCAGACACUGACCUUGAUGUUGCCAGUGUGGGUCUCUGGAAACCACUGUGUAGCAGCUUCUCCAGUAAGGGCAAGG